Pelobates cultripes (western spadefoot toad) is the source of this 31236-nucleotide messenger RNA. The record is from the annotation of a GenBank genome assembly. Lineage: Eukaryota; Metazoa; Chordata; Amphibia; Anura; Pelobatidae.
GGCGUUAGUCGCGCGCAGCACGGCCCCUCCCUCAGCUCGGCCCGUUGGGAGCGCGCCGGGAAACCCCGUGCAAGCGCGGCCGCCAUCUUGGGGAAAGAGUGAAAGCCCGAGCCGAUAGGAAAACAGAGAGACAGCGGCUUCCGGAGGCUGAGGGAGAGACUGACUGACUGACUUGACUGACUGAGAGAGAUCGGCAGCCGGCAGCAGGGAGCAGGGAGCAGGGAGGGGCUGGCACACACCGAACAGGUAACCCCAAUAUACCGCUCCCCGAUACCUGUCACAUCUACCCCAAUAUACCGCUCCCCGAUACCUGUCACAUCUACCCCAAUAUACCGCUCCCCGAUACCUGUCACAUCUACCCCAAUAUACCGCUCCCCGAUACCUGUCACAUCUACCCCAAUAUACCGCUCCCCGAUACCUGUCACAUCUACCCCAAUAUACCGCUCCCCGAUACCUGUCACAUCUACCCCAAUAUACCGCUCCCCGAUACCUGUCACAUCUACCCCAAUAUACCGCUCCCCGAUACCUGUCACAUCUACCCCAAUAUACCGCUCCCCGAUACCUGUCACAUCUACCCCAAUAUACCGCUCCCCGAUACCUGUCACAUCUAAUGGGGCCCAGACCUCCCUCAAUAACCUGCUCCCUGUCAGUGCUCCCUGUAUGGGGCCUGUCACCCUGUACAAGCUGUAACCAGGAGAGGGUAUUACCCCGAAACUCAUGAUCUACCCUUCAAUGUGCAUCCCAUGAUCACCUACCCCCUGACCCCCAUGAUCACCUACCUCCCAUACACCCUGCACUCCAUGAUCACCUACCUCCCAUACCCCCUGCACCCCAUGAUCACCUACCUCCCAUACCCCCUGCACCCCAUGAUCACCUACCUCCCAUACACCCUGCCCCCCAUGAUCACCUACCUCCCAUACCUGCCCCAUGAUCACUCCCACUCCCAGCCCACCCCCCUGCACUCCAUGAUCACCUACCUCCCAUACCCCCUGCACCCCAUGAUCACCUACCUCCCAUACCCCCUGCACCCCAUGAUCACCUACCUCCCAUACACCCUGCCCCCCAUGAUCACCUACCUCCCAUACACCCUGCCCCCCAUGAUCACCUACCUCCCAUACACCCUGCUGCACCCCAUGAUCACCUACCUGCCAUACACCCCUGCACCCCAUGAUCACCUACCUGCCAUACACCCCUGCACCCCAUGAUCACCUACCCCCCAUACACCCCGCACCCCAUGAUCACCUACCCCCAAUAUACCCCGCACCCCAUGCUCACCUACCCCCAAUAUACCCCCCAAUAUACCCUGUGGACAGUAUUAAUCUGCAUCACAUGAGUUGCCCCCCUCUAUACACUGAAAGAGGGUAUUGUUACCCAGCACGCCUCUAAUCUGCCGUACAGUCACUGCCCCCCAUCUGUAAAACGAGAAGGGGUCACCCCUCUAAUCUGCGCUAUGAACUCUGGCUCCCUUGCCAUCUUGAUCUACUCCCUGCUGUGACCUAUGACCCCCGUGCCAUUAACCCACAUUGCCACAUGUUAGAGAGUAUCCCUGCUAUGAUGUCCAUAUCUGCAUCGUGCACCUCUCCUGUCUGCACUGUCAUGUGACUUCGAAUACCCCCCCAGCCCCCCCCUCUCUGUAUCCAUGGACAGUGUCAUUCUCUCUGUGCUGUAUCCCUCUCUGGCCAUGGUGGGGUUAAUCUGUGUGCACCCCAUUCAUCUUCCCAGGCUUUGUCCUGUCACCUCUCUACCCAGUCAGAGAUUAUCCCAGGAUCGUGCCCCCCAUCACUGUGUUAGAAACUGCCUGCAUUGUAACAGGGGCUGACAGUUUCCGGAAGAGCCAGAUCCCGUGAUCAUGUUUAUGUUCAGGCCCAGCAAGGGAUCAGUGCUAGCUAGGCCCCAAGCCUGUCACCACCUUUAUUUACCUACAGCACUACAUUGUCAUUUGUGUUGUGUUUCCAUCCUGGAAUUGUCUUGUGCAGAGUGAUUUGUCACUGAUGUAUUAAAGCACACGUUAAAAUCUGAGCCAUGGGCAAGCCACCCCAGCCCCUCCUAGUUUGGGAAGGGACAGCAAUGCAAAUUCAUGCAGCUUUUUAGGGAUGGUGCAAGUUUGGUGUGAAUUUCUAUGAAAUGGCCUCAGGAUCCCGAUAGGGUGUGCCCUGCUUGGGUUAAGCUGGCGAUUUUUGUGAAUGAAGGCCAGAUGAGAGUAUCCCUGCUCUCUGUGUGUGGCAUUUUAUUAAAGUGUUGCAGAAUUCAGAAAUAUCUGCAAUCCAUGCAACACCCACCCUACUUACCAAAAUCAUAAUAAAUUACUUUAUAAUCCAAGUUUAGAAACCCCCUUUGUGUAAUUGUAUUAAUGUUAUUAACACUCCUGUUUUCUUGGGUAAUUUGGGGGAGAGGAUACAUUAUUGCAAGACCCUUCUUGAUUUUUAUUGAGGACAGCAUUUGACAACUUUGGGGUUUAUUGCCUAAACAAUCUGAUUUGCAAAAUAGGGCUGAAAUAGCAAAGCUGAGACAUGAGCCAAUUUUGAGAAUUGUUACAAAUUUUGCCUAUGAGUUUUGUUGGGCAACAGUUCUGUAUUUUGUGAAUAACUGCUUUUAUCAAGAUAAUUUUGUUGCAAUCUAAAAUGUUGCUCGUCUGUCAGCACAAAUUGAUAUAUACGGUCACGCCAUUUCUGUGGCCUGUACAUGUUUAUGUUCACACGUGGCUGCACCCUAUAAUAUUUGAACAGAGAUCUCUGAAGUGUAAAUUUCAAUGUGGAUUUGCAACCAGUUGUAGUGUUUGUAGCAAUAAUGUGUAACACUUCCAUCCUAUUCUGUCCCUUGUUUUUUCAAUAAAUCUGCAGGAGCCAGGAAGAGGUCAGUGCCCCUCAGCCAAUCCUAGCCCUCUUUUAUAUAGUGGAGUUGUACACAUUCUAUAACCUGGGCAGAUGUUAACGGGGGUGUGUGUGCAUAGAGACAUCAUUUAUUCUUAUUCACAAGGGAAACAAAAAAUGACUGGUGUAAUUGAAUGCAAGAUGGCAGAGGGCCUUGUGGCAGUGUAUAUUUUUGCCCUAUAUGAAAAAUCAGAUAUAUUUGUGCAUGUGCAUCUUUCAGUACACCACAAACAUUUAAAUACAGGAUUUUUCAUUCUUUAGACAACAAAUUGAUGCUUAGGUACAAUCAGAUUAUGCACCUGUCUUAAUACAUUGUUGCGUAUUUAUACAUGUUUACAUUUACACUUUUUUUUUUUUUUUGUCCGUUGCAUACUUGUACCAUAAAUGCUGAUUUAAGAAUUGUAUUUUUACUCCAUUUUGAAGGGGCAGUAUAUGCACCAAAACUCUAAAGUGGUUAUGGUGUCAAUAGUCCCCUGAGACUUUUCCACUCGUAAGAGCCAUACUGUUUCAAAUGGCCUGAAACUGACCUGGUUCCCCAGGCUGUUUCAAGUCUGGCCCUUCUUCAGUGAUCACGAUAAAGCGAGAGGUUUGCCUUCUGCUUUAGAAAUGUAUAUUUUGCCAAAUUGGGUUGGAAUUCAGCAGCUCAUGAUUGUUAGCUGGCGUUCUCAACCAAUGAGUUCCCUCCAAACACAAACUGUUUAAUAUUGGUAGUGCAAAAUUAGGAACUCUUUUGCUUUAGUGAUUUCAGGGAAAACGGCUUGGCAAUGACAAUCUGUGGUACCCAGGUAAUUGUCAAACUGUUCAACAAGAAUUGGACUUUUAAAAGUCGAAUAGAGCUGGUGACGCCCUUUAACUUCUUUGCCUUGGCUUACCUUUUGCAUUGAUGGGCUUGUUAAGGCUUUUGGGAUGUUUUUACAAUAUUAUCUUUUCUUUCUCACUGGAAAACUGUGGAGGGGGGCAGCAUGAUUGACACAUGUUUUGACCCCUCUAUGGGAGUGAAUGCAGUAAUUGGCUACCUGCCAUGGAUGUGCAGGGGAACAAGUCGUCACGAGCAGCUAACACUCUUUGUUGCUAUAUAUUGUGUGUCAGAGGUGUUGUUAUGGUUUUAAGUUGCACAUAAUUUCUGAAAAUGCGAAACUAUCCCUACAAUGGUAGUGGAUCCUGCAGCCAGGAAGUCUGAAUUGCCGAUAAUAUGGAACAAAAGUAGCAUUUGCUUUGAUAUUUUCAGGUAAUAUUUCCAACUUUUAUGUGUGCACAGCAGUUACUGAUUCUGCAAUUACCAAGACAUUUUCCAUUAACCAAUUCUUUUAUUGACCUUGUAAAUGACUGCUUCCAGCAUUUAUACAAUCAUUGUCCACUGUAUUUGUGAAAUAUGGACUUUUUACCCCCGAUAAGUUUCUCAUCGCACCAUAUAAUCUUGCUUAAGCUGUAGUUUUUUAUUUAUUAUAUAGUAGCUUGAAGAAAAAAAAAUACCAAACUAAGCACAUUUACACCAUGUACUGCCAUGUUAUAUUUUCAUGAAAGAUAUAGUUUAAAUUGGAAAUCAUAGAAUAUUUUGUCUAAGAAUAUGGGUAAGUUGUCAAUUACUAUAGUAGGGUACCAGUGCAGUCUUGGCACCAUAACUAUGCCAGUGGGCUGUAGCAGUUAUGGUGCUUGGAGGGUUCCUUUAAGAGAGUUGCCCCUAUAUUUUCAAGUGUUAAAGGAAAAGGGUCCGCCGGGCUGGAUGGAGAGGAAGGGGUUAAAUUUACCUCUUUCUCCAGCGCUGGGCGGGGAGCUCUCCGCCUCCUCUCCUCCUUUUCGGCUGAAUGCUCAUGCGCGACAGGAGCCGCGCGCGCAUUCAGCCAGUCCAUAUGGACGCUGGCGUCUUCUCACUGUGAAAAUCACAGUGAGAAGCGCGGAAGCCCUCUAGCGGCUGUCAAUGAGACAGCCACUAGAGGCUGGAUUAACCCAUAGGUAAACAUAGCAGUUGUUUAUAAAAAAAAAAAAGGGGGUUAACUCUAGAUGGACCUGGAACCCAGACCACUUAAUUAACCCCUUAAGGACACAUGACAUGUGUGACAUGUCAUGAUUCCCUUUUAUUCCAGAAGUUUGGUUCUUAAGGGGUUAAGCUGAAGUGGUCUGGGUGCCUAUAGUGGACCUUUAAAUACCUUAAUAUUUUUUUGUUCUCCCUUGUAUAGAAUUAGCAGUAGCUAAGAAGGCAAAAAUAAAAGCAACAAAUUAAUUGGUUGUAAAUGGCAUGUGGAGUUUGAAGUUUUUUUUUUUUUUUUUUAAUAUGGGCUCUAUAGACAGGAUCUUAAAGUCCUUUUAAUAGAUUUGAUUUUAAAACUGUGUUUGUUAGUGUGGGUGCAGGAAUACAAAGUACCCACUGAUUGGCUGAGCCACUCAUUGAUCAGGCUAGAACUGUGAGAAUGUGUGGCAUUGCUUAUCUGCAUUGAUACAUGUCUGUUUUACAACUUGCAUCUUUAUUUGAAAGUGACAGUCCAGGCUGUCUCCUCCCAUGUUCUCAAUGCUUUAUUUAGAUUCUAGAUAAAGAAUUAACAUAUACUGAACUAAAGGGACACUAUAGUAACCACAACAACUACAGCUUAAUGUAGUUGUUCUGGUGAGUAUAAUCAUUGCCUUCAGGCAUUUUCAGAGAAAAGGCAAUAUUUACAUUUCCCCUGGGGACACCUCCAAGUGGCCAUUCUUUAGAUGGACACUGGUGGUGCUUCCUGGCUCAGUGCUGCACUGCCAUUCAGCGUCUCCAGGCUCUGCAUUCAAUGCAUCUCUAUGAGGAGGUGAUGAUUGGCCAAAACGGCAUUUGGCUCUGUCUCCUUGCCGAUUUCAGCUAAAAAUCGGCAAUUAUGAUGUCACCGAGGGGGCGGACCCACGCAGCGCUGCAAUUAAGGUGUUUUAAUUCCUUUUAAGGGGGCUGAGGCGGGGCAAGCCACCUAAAUGGUGGGUUAAACAUAUAGGGUUAGGAAUACUUGUUUGUGUUACUGAUCUUUAAAGAAAAAGAAACUCCUCUCUGAAUUAUGCUCCACUACUAGCAAUAUGCAGCUUAACCAUGGAAUGAAGUUCAGCACUCUACAGCAGUUACGUCCUUGAGAAUACAUCAAUGGAAGAUCUGCAAGUUAUUUCUUUUUCCUUUCCUGAAUGGAUGAGCUAGCUAAUACUUGCACGAAAGAGCCUGCACACGGUAGUUGGGAAUAGAGUUGUGUUUAUAAUUCUUCCUCCUGUGGCGGAUGUAAUCUAGCGGAUGAUGUGCUUAUUGCUAUUGUGAUUUUGUAAAUCGCAUCCAAUCAAGAGAAUGUAAUAUAAUGAAGGGAUACCUGGGUAGUAGAAAUCCUUGCAUCAUAACAUAUGCAAGGACUAUAGGCAUUUAUGGGAAUGGAUGGGUUUUACAGCAGUGUUAGACCCACGGAUGUCAGAGCACGGCUGUACCUGUCCAGCGAUCAGAGGCCAAGUAAAACUAUAAUUGCUCCCAAGGAAAACUAAUCCUUUUAUCUUAAUGAAAAACCAGAUCUGGCGAUUAUAGCAGGGCUCAAAAGUUUCACUCUUCACUAGCCAUUGUUGAGGGAAUAUUUUGCCUCGAUGAGUAGAAAUCCACUCUUGGUGGGUUUGCUAUGGCUUGCAGCGAUGCGUAACUUUUAAGGCUUGGCCAGUAGCAAAGAAUUUUAAACCCUGUGUUUAUAGCAUUGCUUUAAGUGCCAGAUUGACUUCCACAUUUGCGCUCAGUUCUUUACUAGUGUAGUUUGCAUUUACAUAUUUAUGCACUGUAGGUCAUUGUGUUAUUUUUGUUCAUGCACCAUCUAGCUUGGCACUUUGUGUAAAAGGGCUGUAAAUGCUAGAUCUUCGCUAAUGAGCAGGGCCCCUUGUAUUGGUUUGUUUAUGCCGCACUGUCUAUUUCCCCUGAUUGUACAGCACUCUGGAAUAUAUUGGUGCUUUAUAAACUGUCUAUAUUGCACAUGGUGUACAGAGCUUUGCAUUUCAAGCAUUUAGUGUUUACUUUCUCACAUAAAUGCUAUCACUUUUUGACGGUUUAAGCCAGAAGUUGUCCCUUUGGUGCCUGAAAACUCUGCCUCCUCCGGCCACCAAACAGGAAAGUUUGUGUUAGUCCCUGACUAAUGCUCUCAUCCGAUCACUGGUCGUCCAUUGUGAGUAAUAGUACAUACUGUACAUAGACUCUCAGCCUAUCAUUGGCUGUCAAAGCAAACCUUUCUGUAAUCUAUGGGAGGCAGAGCUGAUGGGUGCCAGGGGACCAAUAUCAGGAUUAAAGUAUUCAAAAACAAUUUACCCAUGAAGGUAAGACAGAACCCGGGCACUCCUACCACUGUAACGACAUAUGGGUUGGGAGUGUUUCUUUACUGUUCAUUUAAAAGUUGCACAAUGGCAAUGUCUUUUUUUUUCCUGUGGUUUUUGGUUUGGUUUGCUGCAGCCGUUAGCAUUAAACGGCAGAUGACGGCAAAUAAUCGCAUGACAUUUGUGUGGCUCACUCUUGAAAGUUAGAAGCUUAUCUCAGAGCAAUGAACUGCAUUGUUUAGGUAAUGAGUCAAUGUAUAUAGUUAUAAAAGGUUUAAUUCUGGGAGUCGUGGUCAGUUGACCAGGAAAAUACAGAUUUACGGUCAAAGUGGCAUAUUUGGAAAAUUUCUCCAGGUCUUUGUGUUUUUUUGUUUUGUUUGUUUUUCACCUUUCUCUUCAUAAAAUUUGCAGUUGCCUUGUAAAUUCUCCACGUUUACUGAAAAAGCGCCCGUGGUGAUUGGAAGGGAGGGGAUCUGCGUAUAGGAUUGUUUUCCGGUCUGAUUUGGACAAGAGCAUGCUGUUACUGCAGGAGCGUUAGUGCUGACUUUCCAGAAGAGGAAGGCCAUCUGUCACUUAUAACAGGGAAUGUAGAGCUAAUUACUAGUUACUUGUAUAUGGUAAAUUAUUGAAAGAAGAAAUGUCACUUUCAGAGAAGUGACAGUUCCUAGUUAAUUCACCACAGUAAAUGUUUUUAUUUUUUACUGGGGCGCAUAAAAACUUGGCUCCGGGGGCGAGAAUGACCAGUGAGGUAAGCAGACGCAUGCUGCAUGAGCUCCCGCUACUUUGAGCUAUUACCUUUGUUUUUGGUUGCUCCACGCAUCAGGUUGAGAUAUACCGGACUGCCAGAAACUCCAGCACGCUACGGAGAAACACUCCCGAAAAUCCUGGGGGCCCAGUGAAGAGCAGAUCAGGGAAAUGUGCCUGCUGCUCACUUAGCCGAGCAGGCCCAAGAUGGUGGACCUCCAUUCAGAUUCGUUCCAGAGCUCGACUACGGUCUCAGAUGAGGAUAUUGACCUCUCGGAACCUCCAUCCCCACCCCACAGAUACCCGGGACAUGUCCAGCGACAGCCUGAACCCCUACUGGCCUCAAAGUCAGACCUCUCAAUCAUUGUCUCAGACCUAAAGGCCUUCUUUGCAUCUGAAUUAGUGCUUUUGGAGGACCUGGGCACGCUGAAAGGCCGCAUUAAGGCCACAGAAGAGGAUAUUCAAGACCUCAGAAUCAUUCAAGACUUUUCGGCAACACAAACAACCUCCGCUCUACCUGCGAGCACCUUAAUGCCAGUAUUGGGCAGCUAGAGGACAGCGCUCGACUACACAAUUUGAAGGUACGGGGGAUUCCAGACACGAUCGGGACCGAGCUGUUCCAAUUUAUUUGGAGGCCACCAAGAGAUGUCAUCCUGUGCUUUAGGUCACGCAGCGACAAAGAGGUGUUCCUGAAAGCCACUAGAGAUCCAUCACCAUACAUAUUUGAGGAGCAUUCUCUAACCUUCUUCCAGGGUCUAAGUCGACCGAACUUGCAGUGACGUACAACUCUGAGAGAAGUGACAUCCCAACUGCGAGCAGCAUCAAUCUCCUACAAAUGGGGAUACCCCAGGGCUCUCGUUGCCGAAAAGGAAGGCCGGAGACACAGGCUGAUAUCCCUAUCUGAAGCAGAUACUUUCAAGCGCUCCCUGAGACUAACGGCUAAUACAGCCACUAACAACCCGGUCAGGCCCUCUCACCAAUGGGAUGUGGCGAAUGUAGAGGUCUUCACCCCAUCGGCUCCUCCGCUCUGGGCUGAUCUCCCUUGGAGGGCAGUAAUACUCAUCUUACCUUGGCCUAACCCAUACUUUGUUUGACUUACCAGAGUCAUAUGCAAAUGUUUGAUGCUUUAUAAUUUUUUCUUUUUACGGUUAGUUUAUUGACUCAAACGCUACCAAACAGUCCACAGAGGCACUGACCGGUAACUCAUUUACAAGGCGUUCCAAGCUGGUCCCUUGGUACCUGUUGGGGUGUGACAUGAAUGUUAGUCUAUCUGUGCACUUUAAAAAAAAAAAAAACAAGAAUUUAAAAAAAAAAGGGAAAAAAAACUUGGCUCCGCUGCAUUUUCAUGUUGUGGCAUCUUCACCAUCCUAUGAUGACCCGGGCGUGCGCAUGCGUAAUUGAGCAUCUAAUGGAGAAUUUCCCAUGAACAUAAGGCUAUCUUAAAGGACUCUGGCACCAGUACAUUCCUGCUUUAAUGGAACAAUUCUUAAAAGAAUCACUCCAGGCACCAUUACCACGUCAGCAUACUACAGUGGUUAUGGUGCCGGUAGUGUCAUGACACUCCCAUUAUGAGUAGUAAAUACAUUUGAGUGUGGUUACGCAUCACCAAGCUUAUCUAAGAGAACUUUUGUUUUCCUGUAGCAGUAGUGGAGGCAAGGAGUAACGCCCAGCGGACCCCAGUUAGGAAGUCAAGCUGUUGUGGUUAUGGUGCUUGGAGUGUUCCUUUAAUGUACACGGAAAUCUAAACUCUAAAUUGCGGUAAUGUUUUACUAGUUUCCAUCAAUACGGUUGCAACAAAAUUGGCCAAAGAGGAUCAGUUUUGCGUACACCACCUAUGGAUCCUAACCAAACACCCAAAUAAGUUUAUUAUGUUUGCCCUCUGACCUGAUAAUGAGACACUGUACAGUGCUACAAUAAUUGGAGUGCUAAUUUUUUAUUUUCUCCUCAGAACCUAUUCUGUCAUUGAUUUUAUUUGGAUUUUUGUUUAAACCUGUUUUUGAGAAGGGUUUAACUGGAUGUUUUUACAAGAUUACUCAUAUGUCAAUCUGGAGAACUGGUUUACACACAUGUUUUAACCCCUUUCCUACCUGUUUGCUUGUAAAGUGUCUCUUCUCACAGAAUAAUUUUGUGUUUUUUUUCCCCCAGCGAAAGCGUUAUAGUAUGAAGGGUGAUAUAAGAUUUGGGUGAAUAUGUUUUUUGUCUUAAUGUAAACAGCACAAAAUGCCUGUUUAUAGCCUUAGUAUUUAUGCUCUGGCAGCCGUUAUGGCACCAUAGUGUGUCCUCAGUGGCGUGCCUACUUUGUGUGUGGUGGAAGGUAGCCAUACUUACAUGAAUCUUUCUUAAAAGGAUCUUACCGGCUUCUUUCUUCAGCUUCUUUAACUUUGUACGUAAAGAGCAGUGUCAUUGUUGUAAUCUCGCUCGUACGUGAGUACAACACUGAGAUCUAUGGAGGGUUGGGCAAGACCAUUGCUUCUUCUGCAGAACAAAGAUGGCAGUCUCCAUCAGCUCUUACCUGCCUCUUUGUCAAAUUUGAUCAACUUCGCCGUUGUCUCUAUUUGUGUGCUAUCUUUUGAUUGAUUGCGUUAGGGUUUCAAUGAAAUAGCGUUUUUUAUGAAAUGCUCAGUGUGUAGAGGUGAAAGAGCCACUUUAACUAGGGUUCCUUUCAAGGAUUAGUAAAUACAGGUAGCUUUUACAAAAUUCCUCCUCUGUAGCCCUGCACUCUGCCUCUGGAGAUGUCUGUAUGUCUACUGACGUCUUCCAUGAUCUUGUCCAAUUCACUGUUUCUCAUGAGCAGCAUUUGAUUGGAGGACAGAGUUUCUCUGUUUUAGAGGAGACCGCACCUCUAGUGGCUGUUUGUUAGACAUUUAACCCUGCAAUGUAAACAUUGGUUUUCGUACAAUACAGCAAUGUUUUACAAAGAACGAUUAAAAUGACAGGACCACUGCCCCAAAUGACAGGACGUUUAUGCAGACCAUCUUUAAAUUUCAUUCUUUUUUUUUUCCUCCAUCCUUCUUGCUGAAAAUCUAAAGGGUUCCAAAAGUUAUAUUUAAAUUUAAGACCAGAGUGGAAAGCAUAGCUGGCUUGGAGAAUGUUUCCAGUUUAGACCAUUACAGGGUUAUUCAAGGUGAAUUUAAAAUUUAAGGUCUAAAUAACCAACCUCUAGUAUUCCCCUUGUUCCUCUGGCCCUGGCAGAGAGGAAGCGCCUCCUCCUGGCCUUGUCCAGGAACACCAGAGUCCGUGCCGUAGCCCUCCCAUCUCCUCACCGCUGACAGUGACAGGUAGACAGGCCCUGCUUUAGCUUGUUGUGACAGCAACAUGACAUUCUUAGCAUUAUGGCAAGUCAUGUUAUUCAUCUUAAACAUGCUUUUACAUUGCAAAAUAACUUAAGUCUUUUUAUUGCACUGCUAGAUGAAUUUGUUAUGCUGGUAUAAGAAUUUAUAGAAGAACUUGGCAAAUCUUGUUUCUUCCAGUGAUUUCCUGCAAAACUCUGCCAGCGUAAUGUGGAGAAAUGUUAGCUUUAAUGAUGGUGUGUGUGUGUGUGUGUGUAUGUAUGUAUAUGUAUGUAUAUAUAUAUAUGUGUAUGUAUAUAUAUGUGUGUGUGUGUGUAUGUAUGUAUGUAUGUAUGUAUGUGUAUAUAUAUAUAUAUAUAUAUAUAUAUGUGUAUGUAUAUAUAUGUGUGUGUGUGUGUGUGUGUAUAUAUAUAUAUAUAUAUAUAUAUAUAUAUAUAUAUAUAUAUUUAUUAAUUAGCAGGUACUGUAUUUAAUCACUUUAUUUCUUGUAAAACAUGCAAUAUGAGCUUAUUUCAGUAAGGCCCUUCUCACUUCCUGUUACCGCAUGCCAAACCUCUUGUUUAACCAUGCCGUACAGAAUGUGUUAAAUGUUUUUGGGGCAUUCAACUGCCCAAAUACAAAAUAAACACUAUAUAUUUAGAGGAUAAACCCUAAAUGAAAACAUGCAUGCCUUUUUACUUUGUCUUGUAUGCUGCCUUUUUAAACCCUCCCCUUCUAACCUGCCAAGACUUUCUGUGGGUGUCCAAUCACAGACUUCCCAACGCAGCUCAGUAAGAAAUCUUUGCAUGGCAAGUACUCUGGGCAAAUAAUACCUCUUGAAUUUAGCUUCACUGAGUUAAAGUACCAGGAGGUAACAAGGCUAGUUGUCUGAUUGAAAGCCAGAGGUUGUAAUAACGUCAAUUUAUAAAAGUGCCAAUCUCUAACAUCUGCACAUUUUGUAAAAUGAGAAAAAGAUGACACACCCGUCACACACAAAGCAUUUCAGCAAGCUAAAGUGUCCAGAGUGUCCUUUUAAGUAGGUGAUCCUUAAAGGGACACUGUAGGCACCCAGACCACUUCAGCUCAUUGAAGCAGUCUGGGUGCUGUGUUCCUUUUGAGAAACUGCAAUGUUUACAUUGCAGUUCUAAGUCUGCCCUGCAGUUUAGUGUUAUGUAGAGUAAGGUAGUGAUGAUACUCAGACGUUAAUAACAAGCUGGUUAGGCGUCAGCAUAAACCAUAAUAAAUCUCAAGCCAUAGCUACAGUGAGAGAUUACCCUCGCCAUUUCUAGUGUGGGUGAGCGUGUAUAUGCCUUACUUUACUUAAGGUAACAGUGUCCACAUUAGGGUUGUCAGAGUCCAGACCGUUUGUAGGCUUCAGGAGAUGGGCUGGUGAGUGUGUAAGUAGCUAUCCUCAGCCAAUGCCUCGUGCAAACCUCCAUGGAGAGUCUGGUUCCCAGUCAGCUUUAGCGUUGCCCUCUCCGGUAUGCGGGAGCGUGGGUUGCCCUGCUUGUGGUGCAGGCGCUGUAUGUGUUGUGACAGGUCCCUGUCUCUCUGGCUCCGGGCUGUUAAGGGAGCUAGCGACAUCUGUCCGUGGAUCCUCCUCUGUCGCGAGGCUGGAUCGUGGGCCCUGGGGUUUCCGGCAUGCGGUCUUCCCCGCGGGUGGUUGGACUGCGGCCUGGAGAUUCCUCCAGUUGGGCUCCUGGCCCAGAAAAUGGACAGGUGUCCGCUGCUUCUCGGCAGAUAGGUUCGGUCUCAGGAGGGGUAGGCAGGGAUUUACGCUGGGCGAUGCGGUCCCAGAAGGCCAGGCAGACUGCGUCAAACCGGGCCUCAAAGGCCUCCCUCCAGUUCUCUUCGGUGUGGCCUGUUGGAUUGCACUGUGAAUGAGUUGCAGCGGCAAUGUUGAGGUGCCGCGUGGCUCACCAAGUUUCCUGGUCCGGCCUCUUGGCUCUAGUUUGUGGCAUGUGUGUUAGGCACCCUGUGUGGACCGGGAUAUCCCCCGCCGGUCCAAGGGGGGGGGGGAGUGGGAGGUGCGAGAUUAUAGCGGUCUGUGAGCCUGUUCUCUAGUGAAGAGUGGCUGCCUCUCCCCAUUUCGGUCCCAGGUAUGCCUUAGCAGGUUUUCAGGGAUCCCGGUUAAUGACAGGCAUGAGUCGGGUGUCAAAGUUUUCCCUCUGGUGUCCCCUCUUUGCUUGUUUUCCUCCAGGUAGUGGACGUGCUUGAUUUUGGGUUUUUUUUCCCCCCAGAAAGGCAAGUUUGGUCAGGAGCUCCACCCCCUGCCUGUGCCUCUUGAAGGGGGGUGGUAUAAAAAUUUUAUGUGAGACCAAGUGUCCCACUCAUUAUUGUUUUUAAAGCCCUCUCAUGUUUUAGUAGCACCCACUCCCAGGGCACGGACUAGUUAAUUAAAAAUAAUAAUCACUAGAACAAUUACAGCUUAUUGUAGAUUUUCCAAUGAGUAUAGUCGGUCCCUGCAGUCUUUUUAUUAUAAAACUUUUACAUUACAGCUUAGGAACACCUCUAGUGCUCUAGUGGCCACUCCUCAGACUACCACUGGAGGUCCUUCCUUGGUGCAGCACGGCGUUCAGCAUCUCCACGUUAUACAUGGAGACACUGAACUUUCCUAUUAGAGAUGCAUUGAUUCAGUGCAUAUCUAUGAGGCGAUGCUGUUAUUCCAGGGCGAUGUUUGGCUCUGCCCCGCCUCCUUGUCUGAGAUGAUUAGAGUUGAUGAUCUCAGCCAAUCAAAUGGUUUAAUAUGGGAAAGCUUUGUGAUCUUCUGAUGUGAACCAAGGAGGUGGAUUGGGGGCAGAGCCAGCCCCAGCAGACGUUAGCUGGGAAUAAGUGUUUUUACAGGCAUGGGGAGCUAACGUGGUCAGUUUAACACUAUGAGGCAGUGGUUUCCAAACCAGUCCUCAAGGCACACCUGUCAUUCCAGUAUUAAGAUGUGUCAAGGUCUUUUUUUUCCUCUCUAAAACACCUUAAGCACAACUGGGUAAUUCCUAAAUCCUGAACUGGUUGGUGAGCCUUGAGGACUGGUUUGGAGACCACUGCUAUAGGGUCAGGAAUAUAUGGUUGUGUUCCUGACACUUAUUGGGUCCUUCACCGUGAUCCCCCUUUAUGUGAUUAGCGACUUUUGUUCGUAAUUUAACCUCUAAAGGACACAUGACAUGUGUGACAUGUCAUGAUUCCCUUUUAUUCCAGAAGUUUGGUCCUUAAGGGGUUAAAUAACUUGGUUACAAGGUGGGAGCCGAAAACCAGUAGCUCCUUCCUUGUAGCGAGCUAAAUUAAAAAAAAAAAAAAAAACGAAAAUUUUACCCAACAAGCAAAUCUUUCUUCCUAUUAUUAGUACAAAUUUGCAAAUAGUCUUUUGGAUGAAAAAGUUUUCGUUUGAAAACAAAUGCCCAAGUCUAAUACACUUUUAUAAACUCAAAACGGCAUGUUCUAUUCCCAAAAUGACCAGAUUUAUUUACUAAAGUAAGAAUUGUCUGAAGAUUAAUGUGAAGUUCAAGGACAAACUAGCUAAACUGAAAACAAUUGACUAUUCCACUAUUUUGGCCUACAUUUUAAAAUUCACUGCAAAGUCUCACACUAGUUGAGCUGAGUAGUAAUCACUUUAUUAAAAGAAUCCUAAGCACAGUAUUAGCGCAUGUUCAUUGCAUUAAUGCAAGCGGUUUUGUCAGCCGUUGCUUCUUGCUAUAAUAAUUUAAUUGUAUGGUGAAUCAUAAACGACAUCUAUUACUAAUCCAGGAGCUGCUGUCUUGUAGGUAACAUGUCUUGUGUGCAGUUGUGGGGCACUGAGGUCUGUGCCUGGUGCGUGCAGUGGUGGGGCACUGAGGUCUGUGCCUGGUGCGUGCAGGAGCCUUUUACAGGAGAACUAAGCUGCAUUGUUUGACUUCGUUUUAUUUAUAUUAUGACUUCAGAGAGCUUAGUCUGUUCACUUUAAAUAUAUAGGUAGGACUGUGUGUCGAAACACUUUAUAGUGUUGCCAUGCUCACCAGAGAAACUGUUUGACCAUUCAUGUUUUGGUGAUAAUUUUCCUUUUGAGGGUUAUGGGGGAAAACAAACCCAGUAUUUAGGCAUCUGAUCUGUGUCUUUCCCUGCUGUCCUACCCUUUUAAAAAGCGAUAAUGUGCUUGUAUUGACCUGGAAGGAACUGAUUCUUGGUUGCUAUACUUUGCCUGUAAACGUUGCUACUUUUAUCAGCACAUCAGUAACGACAGGAUAUGAUAGAUGUGUUCUCUUUGGGUAAUAGCCAAGUCGUGUUCAAAUGUUCUUAUCUUCAACCUCAAUAAUGCUUUAUACUUUGUCUAUUGAUCAGUAGACAUGUGUUUAAACAUGCGGUCACUUUUCCUUUUUAAUACUGAAUAAUCUAAACCUUAUCCAUGUCUUCCCACCAAGACGUUCUAUAUAUCAUCAUCAUCAUCAUCCUGCUCAUUAAACGAAGACCCUGGUGUCCUAGAACUUGAUAUGAGCUUGCUGAAAUCUGUUAAAUUUUAUAAUUUAAAAAAAAAAUUUACAGUGAGGCGGUAUGGCUAAGAGGCAAAGUAACUCUAAAAUACAGUUGCUUCCUUUAAGGAGCUAGAGCUUUGCCACGGCAGACUUGUAGCGGUUAUGCUACAAAAUCCAUAGGUGCUCUCCCACUGAUAAGCUCCCUCCCUAUACAUUUUUUUUUGGGAGUGGUUUGACAAAGAAAGCAUGGCUUUCCCCAGGCAGCAACAGCCUGCUUCCUCUGCAGCAGUAUUUACACUUCCUCAUUACCAAUAUCUAUUUCUCCCAAUCUAGAGGACAUCAAUUGUCUGAUUACACUGAUUGGGGGCUGGUUAGUGAGUGGCUUGGUAACACACCAAUAAUGCAUUGCGCUCUGCUCACUGGAGGGGCUUUGAGUGGAUGGAAUUAAUAAUGGAAAGGUUAAAGCAAGAUGCCUUUAAUAGCCUUAUCUUUAGGAGACCUUUGAGGUUGGAACAAACAAGUGAUACAUUAAGAAAUCUCUCCCAACUCUUUUUAGUUGUAUAGUUUUCUCAAUUAUUUUGAAACUUUAUAGUGCAUUUGAUUGAACCAGUUUAACCAGCUUGGACUGCAUGCGAGUAUUAACAAUUUUGGAGAAGCUGGGAGGGAUCAAUGGAGUGAAAAUUCAAGCUUCCUUGCAGGCGUGCUCCUAGUGCUGCCUGCAGGGGUACAUGGGGAUUGUGUCUGCUGCCAGCGCACUUGGAGUAGUUAUGAUUCCUCCAGGACCAUUUCUAAAGGCAGAGCUGGUCAUGGAGGUUGGACUAACCCUUUCAAACUUGGCAAAUUAUUUCCUCUGCUGCAAAUCUUCUUGCUUUUCAGUUUCUCUAGCCGAGCAAUGGCGGAGACAUCCCAUUGUUCUCAGUUUAUGCACUUUGAAUAUCCCCAUUUGGAUUUCAGAGGUAAAGGGUUACUUAAAGCACCUUUACCAGCUGGGCCAUGCUGCUUGUAGUCUACAAUACGAAAAGCUGCACAUACGCAGAUAUAGCCCUGUAACUCCUCCUCAUACAAUGUCAUUGGCCAAUUCAGAGCAAGCUUUCCAGGCGAGUCAAUUCUGUACAUAUUGAAUGUAUUUACAUAUUGGCAGCCAGGACUAAUAGCCCACGUCCUCCCCUCAGCUGAACUUCUGUGAGAGGGAAUUACGUCAUUGGUUGAGGAUGACCUUUCAAAGCUAAGUUUUACCUUUUUUAUAAAAAAAGUAUAAGCAGGACAGUAAAGGGUUACUCUUACUGAAAAAUAAGCCAUGUUUAAUUAACACUGAUUUGUGGUUGGUGUAGCCCUUUAAGGCCACUGAUGUAGUUUUCACUCAUAAAUAAAACGGUGUAACAAGAUGAUCAUUGAAACCCUAUGAAAGUACUGAUACUGGUAGAGGCUAUCUCCUUGCACUAAAGCCUUAGUUUACUGUUAUGAUCUAAAGUAAGCACUGAUUGUACAUUUUCAAGCAAUUUCAGAACACUGCAUUCUACAAAGCCUGCUAUAUGUUGCUUAACACACUGCCAAAUAUUGAAUAAACAUCUUCAUUUUUUUUUUCUGCAGACCUGUUCAGUUAAAGAUUACAAAUCCUGUUUGUGUCACAGUAAUUUAUAAGGUAACCUCAUUUUCCCCCCCUACUCUAUUGUGUAAAUGUAAUGUUUAAUACAUCCAUUAAUAACACACUUGAGCAAACCUCAUAGAUUGCAAGCGCGUUUCAGAAGAGCCUUCACCACAUCUUGCCUGUGUUGUCUCCUGUGUAUCCUUCUGAGUGUAUGGCAUUCCAGUAGAAACUUAGAGGGACACUACACUUAACAGAGCAACUACAGCUUAAUGUAGUGGUUCUGGUAUGUAUAGCAUGUCCCUUCAAGCAUUUUUCACAGAAAAGGCAGUGUUUACAGAACUACCUAGGAACACCUUUAGUGGCCGUCACUCACAGUUAGUAGGGGUGCUUCCUGGGUUAGUGCUGCAAUGUGCUUCACUGAUGUUCAGCAUCUCCUCUGAACGCUCCUCAUAGAGUUGCAUUAAUUCCAUGCAUCUCUUUGCGGAGGUUUUGAUUGUUGCGGUGCAGCUUUUGCUAUAUAUGAGCAAUAGUCUGCCAGUGCUUUCCUGUGGGAAAGCAUUGAAUUGGCUGAGAUCAUCAAUUUUAUGUCAGCCAGGGAGGCGGAGCCCACAGUGGCAAACCCUUGCGGCACAGGAGUAAAAGUGAUUUUAAACCCUUUUUAUUGGAGGGUGAGGAGAUGCUGGCUACCUAAAUGGUGGUUUUAACACUGUAUUGUCUGGAAUACUUGUUUGUAUUCCUGACACUAUAGUGUUCCUUUAAAUAUAACUGGCCUGUGCAUACAACUUGACAAGCACAGGGUACCAUGCUGAUCUGGGAUUUAGUAUUCUCCUUCACUUUUAGCUUUUUUGUGUGGUGAAAACCACUUCUGGGAUUCCUGGUCUCCAGUGUUAAAGGGACACUAUAGUCACCUGAACAACUUCAGCUUAAUGAGGUUAUUCAGGUGAGAACUAUAGCUCCCUGCAGCCUCUCAUGUAAACACUGUGUUUACAUUGAAAGCUAGGAACACCUCCAGUUGCAGUCACUCAGAUUGCCACCAGAGGGACUUCCGAGUUGAUGGAGGCAUAAUUUGCCUCUAUCCACUCAGAUCAGCUGUGCACGAGCAUCCUGUGAUUCAGAAUCUCCUCCCUCUGCAUGCAGACAUUGAACGUUCAUCAUAAGAGAUUAAUUGAUUCAAUUCAUCUCUAUGAGGAGAUGCUGGUUGGCCAGGGCUGUGUUUGAAUCAUGCUGGCUCUGCCCCUGAUCUGCCUUUUUGUCAGUCUCAGCCAAUCCUGUGGGGAAGCACUGUGAUUGGAUCAGGCUAUCACAUGUCAGCAGACUGCUUUGUUUUUCUGAGUCUAACAGCAUGCAGGGUUACAGCUUCUGGCUUGAAUACAGUAAGAUUUUUACUAUAUUUAUGGAGGCAUGAGGGGCCCGGGGGGGCUAGACGGUGGUGUUAACACUAUAAGGUCAGGAAUACAUGUAGUUGCACUGGUGACUAUAGUGUCCCUUUAAAUUUAGCCGACUUACAAUUUUAGUCAACUAAAACAAUUCAGAUGACUAAAAUAUAGCUAAAACUAAAAUGGCUUUUUAGUCAAAAGAUUAUGAGUAAAACUAAACUGAUCUUGGUGUCCAGAAGAAGUGACAUUGUAGAAUUUCCUUGCAGUGCUGUUACAUUGCUGUAUUAGAGUGUAAGUGUGUUCCAGAAACUGUCUCUGCUAUUACAGCACGGAGAGACUGCCUGCUCUCUGCUGCACAACUGGGACAUAACUGCUGCAUCUCCUGAUCUCUAAUUACUGAUAACACAUGUGAGUAGUGGGAAUCGGGAGGAAUGCAUCAAUUAGAAUGUGCUCAACACAUGGCUAUGUAGUGUUGCAUACACCUCUGGCAUUUAAAGAUUAAUGGAGAUUCUAGGGAGUUUUGACAACCUUUGAGUCCUAGCAAAGCAUUUUAAAUAAAUAGAUUUGUUAUUCUAAGCCAUGUAUUCUUAAACCUUAUGUCGUUUCCUUCUAGGGCCACAAUGGCAACCGCACCUUACAACUACUCGUACAUCUUUAAAUACAUCAUCAUUGGUAAGUUACAUCUCAUUGGUGAUUUCUGUAUUUUGUUUUUUUUUUCUCCAUAUGACAACAUACACAACAUUGCUUUAGACUGCUGGUUACAGGAAAGGUCCCCUCAUUGCAAAGAAUUUGAAAGUCCAGUUCAGGGAACAUAGUCUUUGAUCUUUAUAGGGAGCAGUCCAUCCACAGAUCAAAUGACAAACUACAUUUCGAGCCGGGCGAUCUCUAGCAGUAUGGAUUGAAACAUAUUUUCUUGAAACUUUAUUCCACCUACUCAAGGAUGGAAUCUCCUAGGUGCAUGUACAUGAAAGGGACACUAUAGGCACCAAAACAAUUUUAGCUUAAUGAAGGGAUUUUGGUGUAUAGAUCAUGGAUAAAAGAUCUUGGAUAUUUUAAUUAUAUAACAUUACAUUUUGGACUUUUACCACGUGAGUGCAGCCAUUUACUUAUAUUCCUUGGAUUUUGAAGCUAUUGUUGGUUGGCACCUGGCUACUGAGGGAUAUUGAAGCGUGAGUGCAGGAGCAUUUUUGUUUUAUAUAUAUAUAUAUAUAUAUAUAUAUAUAUAUAUAUAUAUAUCUCUAUCUAUCUAUCUCUCUCUUUCAAAAUAUAAUAAAGUAACAUUUUUAAUGUUAGUGCUACUUUAAAAACCAUGAGCCUUACACCUCUGUAUGACUGCAGAAUUAAAGCCUCUCUAGGGAGUAUGUAGACUUGCUUUGCAGGCUUAGACUUCUCCAUUUGUUUCAUGAUAAUGUCAUUAACACACCUGUCUCAGCAGAUUGUGUAAUGUUUUACAGCUUCUGACUCAGGCUGAUUUAUUCCUUAAAAAUAACUUCCUGCAGAUUCAAUGAAUCACAUGUAGGAUGAAUUGGGAUGCAAUCCAUUUUUAUUUAUUUAUUUUUGAACACCUGCCAUGAUGCACACAGUGUAAAUCUAGUAAGGAUAGUGAUUUAAAGGAAAAAUGUUUUUGCAGAUGGAAGUUCCUUCUCUUUGUCAGAAAAAGGUCUGUGGAGUCUGUACACUUCAACCACUGAUUCCUUCUAAUAUAUAUAAUUAUAUUGCAAUUUACAGUAUUUGGCGAAAGUCAAUAUUUUAAAGGGACACUGCACUGCUCAAACACACAAAUCUACCAUCUAGUACAGGCAUAGGCAACCUUUGGCGCUCCAGAUGUUGUGAACUACACCCUCCCAUAAUGCUUACACCCAUAAUGCUGGCAAAUGGGAGGUGUAUUCCAAACAGCUGGAGUGCCGAAGGUUGCCUAUGCCUGAUCUAGGAGAUACAAGCAUGUAUGUUUUCACUAAAGGUGUAAUUAUGCGUUUUGUUUAUUGGGUUACAUUUAUAAACAGCGUGUAAAAGCUGCAGAUCUUGUGUCUGCAGCCUUUGCAAGUCCUCCUGUUUAAACCCUGCCCAGACUUUCUGUGGUUGUCCAAUCAGACUUCCCAAUGCAGCUUAAUGAGAAGUCUUUGCAAGGCAGGUGCUCUAGGCAAUUGCUGCCUUGUGUGUUUAGUUCCACUCAACUAACCAAACUAGGAAGUGUCAGUUUCUCUUAAUAUCUGUGUAGUGGACCACAGGUAACCUGACUGGUUACCUCUGCUAAUUCCUUCAUUCGGCCACUCUGGACUAUUAAAGCAGACAGGCAUCGUUCCCAGUAACCAGACGAAACAUAGCUCUGGGAGUCAACUGAACUUUAUUGGAACACCCACGGCUUUUAUGCGCAGUCCCGUACAUGGGGUUUACAAUAAAAGACAGGGGUUUCAGUCCCAGGAUCCUCUGUGCCUGAAAGAGAAUUGCGUGAGGAAACCUCUUUAAUUUAAUUAUCCCUCCGGUAUAGAAAUAUCUACAAUAGUUCCCCCACAAAUGCACCUUAUUAUUUCAAAAGGGGUUAGUUGAUUGUAAACCUUCUGCCCUUCCAUGCAAUCUAAAUUCCUCUUUGAUGCUCGGGCCCCAACAGAGCUAUUCUGGAAGGUGUGAGAAGUCACACAUAAGUGACCUGGAAGUCUGGGUUUCUGUACAAACCUACUCACAUCUGCAUAUGUCUUGAUUGACUCUUAGGUACGAAGUCAUUUGAUAUGGUAAUGCUCAUUAACUUUCAAGAACAAAAAGAAACCCUUGUGUUUCAAUAUCCUAUCCAAAAGGGACAUUAAUAUCUACCCACAGAUUGAUACUCAAGCCUCAUCUUUAUCAUAUCCAGAAUGGGACAAGCACAAUCUUCCAAUCAAGCCUAAACAUGAGUUGCGAACAAGGGGACCCCCACAAACAAUACAUUGCUAAAUAGCCCUGAUCUGAAAACAAUAAGCAGGCAUGGUACUCAGUGACUGCAUUCCGUCACAAUCUGGAAUUUUUGUAAAGUGAUAACACACUCUUUACACGUAAAGCACUUCAGCAAGCUAAACUGCUUUAGGUGUUUGGAUUGUCAAGCCUGCUCUCAGCGUACAUAAGCCUUCAGGCCUUAUAACGAUUUUGAAUAAUUGUUGUCUCAGUAAAAAAAAUAUUGUUUCGUUCUGUUGUAGUGUAGACAGUUUUCAGUUUAUUUUGUAUUUUUGGCUAUUGAAAAUAUAGAAUUAUAUAGCUGUAAUUAUAAAUACAUGUGCAUAUGCAUUAAUUAAUUUAUUAAUUUUUCCUUCUCUUCAUCCAGGUGAUAUGGGAGUGGGGAAGUCCUGUCUGUUGCACCAAUUCACGGAAAAGAAAUGUAAAUAUGUUUAAUUUAUCGCAAGAACAUGCUUUUCACUAAUUAUCUACCUAAGCCAAGAGGUAAAAUGCAUUGCUGUGUUUAGAUCUGCCAGGGCUUUGUCCCUGUUUGAUGGACCUAGUAUCUGUGGCUAACCGGGUUAGUACUUGGCUAGUUGUUAUACUGCUGCUGGAAACUGUCUGUUUUUAUACUGCCUGAUGUGGGUGAAUAAAACCAGACUUUGCUUUCAAUGCAUAUUGUAUCGGAUAUUCACAUUUAAUGAGCAAAUAUGAAUUGCAGCUGAAUCGGACCCUGUGAUAAGGUGAUCUUCUAGAUCUGUAGCGCUUUAUGUAAGGAACUAAACUCUUGGUUGUUCAUGUAGAAAAUGGAAAGUAAAUAGAUUAAAUGCACUUUGCAAAAUCAAGUUGUUAUAGCAAUUCAAUAUUAGUAAUAAAACAAACGUCCAGCGACGCUGUAAAAAUCUGCACCCUUUUUAAAGUUGCUUUUAGUGUUGCUUCCCGGCCUAUACCAGUCGCAACAGCCAGUAGGAGAAAGCUCCACCAUUGUACUAGCUAAUUGGUUGUCCCAGAGUGUGUACACCUUUUAGUACCUCUCUAAAGCAAUCUGUAUUGCACAGUAACCUGGCAUCUUGCACCUUAGUAAUAAUUGAUGUGUUUCCAAGCACCGCUGGCAAUAUAAUGUGACCCGUUUCUACACAGUGUUUUACAUUUUACGUACAGCUGCACAUUCCGAUUAACCGAAUGCCCUAAAUCUGCAGAUAAAUCCACAGGUGGCUCUCAAGCUACCUGGGAAAUGGCUGUGGCUGACUGCAUCAUGGGAGUUGUACUGUUAUUCCAAACUCUCUCUUCUCUAAACAGCUCUGCAUUUUAGUAUUUUCAUUAAACUAAUAUGUGAGUUAACAUAUUAAAGUAAAAGAUAACUGGAUACUCUAGAGAUUUCCUCAAUCUCUUCCUCUCUCAGGAUCUGUUAUUCUUUUCUUCCUGUCUUCUUUAGUUUUCCUUAAAAUCAUAAGACAAAGUAAGGACUCUUUGCCUUAUGGAGGUUUCCUCCGCUUGACCAGCUUUGACCAGCGGAGGAGUAAAGUGUGCUUCAUUUCCGCUGGUCAGAGCAAUUUUCCUAUAAUUCUUAGCUUUCCUCAGUGUUCCUGUGAUGCUUCCUGUCAUUUUAGCCGAAACUGCCGAAUUGCGUUCUAACUGAAUGAGAACAGUAUGUUUGUUUGUUUUAGAAGGCAAUUUGGCACUUUGUUCAUAUCGGAAUUUCAUUAGAAUGAAUGAAACUCCGAUUCAAUUUGUGCCACGGCUGCUUCGGUAUUAGAGAGCUAUCUACCAAAAGGCUGAAAUACAUAAAUUGGUCUCUCAGCCAACUUUACUAAUACUAAGUAAAGAUUACUUCAUAUUAGUAAAUGAUCUGCCCCUACUCGUUAUACCGCGAGUAGGGGCAUGUCUAUUAAAAAAAAACAAAAAAAAAAAAACAAUUGGCCCCUACCCCUGAACGGUGGGGGGGGGCCAUAAAUAAUGUGGGGGGGGGUGAGGGGGAGAAGACCUACUGUCCUCCCGCCCUCCACCCUUGAGCGGUGGGAUGGGGCAAUAAAGAUAAUGAGGGGGGGGAACCUAGUGUCUGUCCCCCCACCCCUGGGCGGCGGGUGGGGGCCCUAAGACAAAUCUCCUGCCUCCCCCCAAUCAAAGAGGACCAGGGGUCCACAAGCCCCUAGUCACCCACCCCCCACCUCCAAAAAAAGUUACCCCUUACCUACCCCCCUCACCCUAAAAAAUAGUGAGGCAGGAAUAAAAUAACUAACCUGUAAAGAAAAAUUAAACUUACCAUUUGACGUCUUCUUUUUUUUUUUCUUUUCUUUUCUAAAAUCUUCAUUUUUCAGCCCCAAAAAAGGGCAAAUAAAAAAACCACCAUACCCGUCGAACUUAAAAUAAUAUAAAAAAAAAAAAUCCAUCUUCACCCAUGGAGGGCUCCGCAGACUGAGCUGUUGGGGGGAGGGGAGCUUAUAAAGCCUUGCCCCGCCCUGCAAUUAGACUAAGAACACUCUAAUUGGCUUGUUUAAGCCAAUCAGAGUGCUCUUUGGAAUUUUCCCACGCUGUGUAAAAUUACACAAAGCACUCUGAUUGGGUGGCUUGAAAUCCAUCCAAUCAGUGUGCUUUGUGUCAUUUUACACAGCGUGGGAAAGUUCUUUGGAAUUUUCCCACGCUGUGUAAAAUGACAGAGCACUCUGGCUAGAUUCCAAGCCCACCAAUCAGAGUGUUAUGAGUCAAAUUACACAGCGUGGGAAAAUUCCAAAGAACUUUCCCACGCUGUGUAAAAUGACACAAAGCACUCUGAUUGGAUGGAUUUCAAGCCACCCAAUCCGAGUGCUCUGUGUCAUUUUACACAGCGUGGGAAAGUUCUUUGUCAUUUUACACAGCGUGGGAAAAUUCCAAAGAGCACUGUGAUUGGCUUAAACCAGCCAAUCAGAGUGUUCUUAGCCUAAUUGCAGGGUGGGGCAAGGCUUUAUAAGCCUUCCUCUGGCAGAGCUCAGUCUGCGUGGAGCUCUGCAUGGGUGGGGGGGGGAUUUGUCUUAGGGCCCCCACCCGCCUCCGUGGGGGGGAGAACAGUAGGUCUCCCGCCCAUUGUAAUUUAUGGCUCAAGGCAUGUCUACUCACUGUGUAGUAGACAUGCCUCUACUGGCGGUAUAGCGAGUAGGGGCAUUCGGGAGAUUUUAAUCUCCCUUAUGCUAUUAUGGGGGGUCAUUUUGACCUCCAUAGAGUGAGAGAGGACAUGGGGGGCUUAGGAACAUGGCUCCCUGCCGCUCCUAUAGUUACAUAUUACAAGGAGGGAGCUGCGUACCGGUAGCUCCCUCCUUGUAACAAACUGAACGAACAAACGAACACUGUUAUUUGGUGUUAGUUUGUUCGUCUGAUUUUUCUAUUCAUUCGUCUUUCUGACGAAUGAAUGAAUAGAUGAAAUUCCUGUUCGCAUGCCCAAGUGUUUCACUGGGCAUGUGCGGGAAUCUCAGUGCUAUCUAUUGUGGGCAGAUGACGUGUCCAACAGGGACUUCCUCUACCCACACAAAGAUGGCGGCGCCCUGAAUAUAGAUCGGGGCAGAAAAUAAAGAAUGAAAAAAUAGGUAAUAUGGGGGGCUUAGGGGCACUUGGGGAGGAUUAGGGGGUCAGUUAGAUGUAGUGGAGUCGGGAGGAGGGUUAGGAAAAAAAAAAGGGGAUUCGGCCUUGACAGUGCCGCUUUAAGGUUCAGUGUUUAAACUGUCUUCAAAUGGUUUAACACAGCAUAACUCAGCCUCCUCUCCAGUGGGAACCGGGGUUGCGGGCAGCUGAGGACCCUUGUCCAGAGUUAAACCAAUUUGAAAAAGUUUUAGCGCUGAAACAAGGAAUUGCACCAUCAAGAUGAAUUACCGUAUAAGACGAGUUUUUUUUUUUUGGCACAUUUUUUGUGCUGAAAACCCUCCACUCGUCUUAUACUCGAGUCAAUGUCUGUAUUAUGGCAACUUACAUUGCCAUAAUACAGACCAGGACCGCCAGGCUCAUUAGAAGCCCGGCGGUCCUGUUGGGGGCUGGCAGAGAGCUGUAACUUACCUUUCCUGCAGCUCCUGUCAGCUCCCUUCUCCUCCGUGCAGCUUCCACUAUAAGUCUCGCGAGAGCCGUGUGGUCAGAGUGUUGCUACGGGUUACUCUGCAUCGCACGCACGCACACACACACACACACACACACGCUCUGCAUCGCACACACGCACUCAUACAGUGCAUUCAUUAUAUACGAGUAUAUACGGUAGUUCUGAUGUCUGGAGUACCCGAAUAGGAUGGAUUUCUCAUGUCCAUAUUUGUUUGCCACUGGGAUGGACCAAGCACGGUUAUAGCUGUUUAAACUAUUUUUCUCCUUUCUCAAAUCUUUAUUGUGGUUUGUCUGCCAGUGGGUGAAAAAGUCAAUGCAUUCAUCCAGUGAUGCCUACUUUCUUUUUCUGUUCUCAGUUAUGGCAGAUUGUCCUCAUACAAUCGGGGUAGAAUUUGGCACUCGAAUUAUUGAAGUUAGCGGCCAGAAAAUUAAACUGCAAAUUUGGGAUACAGCCGGCCAGGAAAGGUUUCGUGCUGUGACUCGCAGCUAUUACAGAGGAGCUGCAGGAGCACUUAUGGUCUAUGAUAUCACUAGGUAAGUAUGCUCCAUCUCUUGUGUGAAAGAGUUCUUUCUGCCCUUCAUGUAUUCAUUAAUAUGUAAUGCUUUCCAGAGAUGCACUGCAAUGUGCGCUCUGUGAUAAUUUUCCCGCCCCUUGAUUCUGGAAUAAUGUAAUGAAUUAGAACCCCAUGUACAGAGCCCUGGGACUAUGGGUUUGUAACAAUAACUAGGGAUCUAAAGCUAUCUUGAUCUUCGUUUUCUGUUUGGACCUCCUUCCUGUGUUCAAUAUUCCUUUUCUUUCCCCCCCCUUUAUGAUCCCUUCCCACAUAUUUGUUAAAACAUUGCUAUUUGUGCCAUUAUCACAAACAUGACGUUUUAGUUUUUUUUUUUUUUUUUCUAUUUACAUAACUCUUUUUAUUUCUGUAUUUUUUAUGCUCUUUCUUCCCACGGUUGCCAAGCAAUUUCGAUGUAUUAAAUUGUUUUUUUGUCAACAGGAGAAGCACAUACAAUCAUUUAAGCAGCUGGUUGACGGAUGCACGGAAUCUCACCAACCCUAAUACUGUAAGUCACGCUCAGGGCUAUUGAGUCUCCAUGAUACCAGUGGCGAUGUGUUAGUCUGAUUUCCUACACAUAGGGCACUUUCCCAUAAAUACUGUGAAUUAAUACCAUUCACUAAUUUAGCAUGGCACACAGUAUUACUACCUCUCCAUUCUAGAAAAAGCGGUUUAUUUUUAUUCUACCCUUUUGAACAAGCUGGUUAAAUUGUAGUGACAUCAAAACUUUUCUAUUUGCUUUGAUUUGGCUUGCAUAGUGGGGAGAUCACAUCUUGUGGUCUAUAAUGUGUGUCUGAUUUUAGUUCUUUUUAUUGCAUGUAAGGUUUGAAACUUGGCCAGUAAAUAAAAUGGAAAAUAAUUUGUUCCUACCCACCUUGCUGUCUCAAAUUUUAGCCCUGCAUGUAGGUUCUGGCAGCAGCUUGUAGCAAUAGCUUGAAAUCAGAGGAACAUUAUGAAGGAGGGGAUUUAUAUUUUAUAUAUAUAUAUAUAUAUAUAUGUGUGUAUUUAUUAUUUUUUCUUUUUCUCUUUUCUUUCCGAUACAGGUUAUCAUUCUUAUAGGAAAUAAAGCGGACCUUGAAGCCCAGAGAGACGUUACUUAUGAGGAAGCUAAACAGUUUGCAGAAGAGAAUGGUACGUCACAUAUCAUUAAUCAAACCAAGCUAGUAAGCGUGGAGCUGUAAAGGGAUUGUAAUGGAUUUAUUAAUUGCAAUAGAAAAAUACAGUAAAGUGCUGAUCAUCUACCACUUUACCAUAUGACCAGUCUGCAAGGGCGGAUGCUCUAAAUUCAGACAUUGUUAAUCUAUUGCAGGAUAAAAACCUAAGGUAGUUGAUUGUCUUUGACAGACAGGUAAUCAGUGAGCCAUAAGCCAUGUGCUGUUUAAAUGGCUUUAUGAACCAUUUGUAAGUAAAGCGAUUCCAGUAAGUGGAUGCUGUGGGUGUGAGGGAGUCAUUUCUGUUAGACUACGGUUUCAUAUUUGCAGAUUAGCUCAAAGAAACACACUAAGCACCUAAACUAUUUUAUAGCUUAAUGAGGUGGGUUUGGUGUGCAGAUCAUGGCCCUGUUGUCUUACUGCUCAUUUUCUGCUAUUUAGGAGAUACAUCAUUUUGUUUAUGCAGCCCUAGCCCCAUCUCUUUGGCUGUUAGUCUCCCUACUCACUUCCAGAAAAAAUGAUUUCCAAGUUCAGAAGCCUUUGUUUAAUAUUAAGCAGUUUGCAAUUGAUAGGAGUGUAUUUUGUUUGUCUAUAUAGUGUAUGCGGUUUGUUUAAGGCUGUAAAGAUGACAUGCAUUUUAUUUCUCCCCAUUUUUAAGGUCUUUUGUUUCUUGAAGCAAGUGCAAAAACGUAAGUACAAACAUUGCUGGAUCCGGUGGAUAAACCUCUACAUGUGUAAACUUAACAUACAGCUUUUCCUUCAUUUGCAUCACAGUAUUUAACAAAUAGAGAAUUACAUUUCUGAUUAACGUGUUUCAUAAGUUUGGGUAAUCACAAUGCUUGAAAAUGGCAUAAAAAUUUGAAAUUGAUGUCCAUUCUGCAUCUGUAUUUGGCACAAUGGGCUUGGAUAUUCAUUUAUACUGAGACUGGGAGGGUACCACUAAAGCUUCUGUAUGUGAAAUGACAUACAGUAUUUAGAUGCUAUACUACCACAGUGCCUAGUGACCUUGAUCCUUGUUUUCCCAUAGUAAAGCUUUGGAUUGGCUGAGAUUGUCCAUUCUGAUUAUCUCUGCUAAGGAGGCGGAUCCAAAUAUCAUCUUGGCCAAUCAGCAUCUCCUCAUAGAGAUGCAUUGAAUUAAUGCAUCUCUGAGGAAUGUUCAGCAUCUCCAUGCAGAGGGUGGAGACCCUGAAUGUCAGUCACAUUGUGUAGCACUGCACCAGGAAGCACCUCUAGCAGCCAUCUGAGAAGUGGCCAGUAGAGGUAUCCCUAGGUUUUAAUGUAAACACCGCCUUUUCUCUGAAAAUUAAGCUGUAAUUGUGGUGGUAACUAUAGUGUCCCUUUUAAACGAAAAUGUGAUGAUAGUUGUCCGCUAUUGAACCAUUAUCAAGUAAACUUGUCCCCAGAUGCCAUUCUUCUAUUUAUACGUAGUUGAAAGUGUUGGCGUGAGCAGUGAGGGGAUGACGGUGAUUGGCUGAGUGUCACUUGAUGCACUGUCAAUCACUUCUGUCCUCUCUGCUUUUGCAUUCAUACUAGCAGAUAUAUAUCAAGUGUUAAACUAUUUUUGAAUGGUAUAACACUUAAAGGUUAGAUGGUGCCAGCCAUCUUCAUUGAUGUAACGUUGUUGUGGUGCAUGGAGAAUUCCUUUAACACCUAAUACAAGACAAGUAAUCACGGUAACCGUACAUUCGCCAUAGUUGUUGUGAUGGAAAAUGGAAGAAUUGCCAGUUGAUGAUUUCUCCAGCUGUCCCAGUGCCUCAGUUGUUGGGAUAAACCUUUAUGCCUUCAAUUGGCUGACAGGAUAGAAGGGACCGACCAUGUUUAUUUAAUUUUAUAAGCGUCUCUGAAUACAUUGCACCUUGGUUAUUUACCAAUCCUCCUUCUGCUUUACAGAGGUGAAAAUGUGGAAGAUGCUUUCUUAGAGGCAGCCAAGAAGAUCUACCAAAAUAUCCAAGAUGGCAGCCUGGAUCUAAACGCUGCAGAAUCUGGAGUACAACACAAACCUUCGGCUCCCCAAGGAGGACGGCUAACCAGCGAACCUCAACCCCAGAGAGAAGGCUGUGGCUGCUAAUGAAAUCUCUGUGGUGGCUGUUUCCGACUUUUUCCACUCCUGUCUGUCUGAUGCAGUAUUUUUUUUACUGCCCCAUUAUCUUCUGUACAUCGUACUGGUUUAAAUUAAGGGGGGGGAGGGACUCUGCUAAGACGACAGUUUAACACAAUACUAAACUGCUCCAUAACUAGAUGUAUUCAGGUUAUCAAAGCAAGUCGAGUAAUAAACACACAAACAACCUUUUCCCUGCAUGGUAUUAACGGUAAAAUUUAUUUUCCUUAAUUGUCUUUGUGAUGUCUGCAAUCAAUUGUUUAAAUAUAAGCACUGAUGCUGGACGUUGAUUUGCUGCGGGCGCCGUCUUAAAGUUUAAUUUUUCUCGUAACUAAGCCUUUCCUUCUGUGACUUGUUAACUCUGUCCACAGUAGCCAAUAGGUUUAUUUGCUGUGAAUGUACUACAUGGUUGACGAGGGGAUCCUGUAACUUUUUGUUUUUUUAUUUCUCUUUUGGGGCUACAACUACUUCUGUCUUAACUUUUGAUGGACUUUUUUUUUUUUUCCCUUCCUCCCAUUUCUUUAUAAAUAUUUUUCCUUGUCUCUCGUGUUCCAUAGCUUUCCUUUUUUAUGUAAAGAUUUUAUCCUUUACCCCCAACAAUUAUGUAAAACAAAGAAAAAUAUAAAUAAAAAAAAUCUAAACAUAACCCAAUGAUCUUUCCAGAGCUCCAAGCUAACAUUCUGUGUAUAUGAAUAUGAUUUUAAUGAAAAUAAAUUGAAUACUGGCAUUAGUAUAUGAAGAUAUGUCACUUUGUACAGUAUGUCGCCCAUUUCCAGAUGUAGCACAGUAGAUGUAAUUGCUUAUUUAUAAAUGCUUGGGCUUUUUCGGAAAAGAAAAAACAACCAAACCCCACCCCCUUGCGUUCCAACUUUUGCACUGUGGCUUCUAUUGUGAGGUUUAGAUUUCCUAUGGUUGAUUAAGCAGCCUCCUCCCGCUGUUUUUUGGUUUCUCUCCACCCCCCUCCCCCUUUCUUUCUGCCUUACAAUGUAUAGAUAAACUAAAGGCUGGGCUGAUUUAUUGCACAUAUUACCCAUAAUCCCCCCUUUACUGCAACAUGUUUAAAUAGACUUACAAGUUCUGCUUCUUUUAAGAUGAUCAGUUUUUAACACUAAAGUAGGAUGGUUUGUAUAACAAAGUGUUUUGUUCUGAGCCUUUAGCCUGUUCUUUUGUCAUAUUUCCAAAUGCAGUUUCUCUUGAUAAACUGCUUUACUUCUAGUGUACAUGAUUGCUCCAAUCAGCCUUUACAGCGAAGUACAUGAGAUUUGUUCUGACUACAGGAAGCGUGUAAUAUAUCAGGUUUUUAGUAUAUAAAGAAGCAGUGGUUUUUUUUUUUUUUUUUUAAGUAGGUAAAAAAAAAAUGCAAAGUCCCCUCUAGCAUGAACUUAGCAAAAUAUGCUUGUACCAUAGCAGCAACUGCCUGAAAGUGUCAUUUCUAAUAAAUCCAAUAUUAGUGGUGGGGGGGGUUCUGUUUUGCCCCUGGCACUGAGGGUAGUUAAAACUUGCCACUGAGCGUAUGAGACUGUUGUACCAAAAACUGGAACAUGAUUAUAUUGUGCAGUCCCUACCUAUAUAUAUUCUUUAUUAUGGGAGUCUCCAUGUCCAAUCAUUGCGCAUACUGUUAAGAGGGUUAAUGCAUUUUAACAUCCAAAAAAAAAAAAAAAGCAGAUGAGCCCCAAGAGAGGCCUAUCCCAGGGACCACGACCUACUGAUUGACUCAUUUUUGGAUCAAAGUUGAUUAUCUGCGCUUUGUUCUGAUUAUAUACCCCUAGCUUUUUACGUUACAGUAGGUCACUUGUUUAUAGCUAUCACUAAAGGAUUUGUUUGGUCUGCUGUACUUUCCCUUGAUGUAACAAAAUGCUAUUAAUCUUAAUAUUUGUAAAUAAAGUACCUGUAUCUAGAUAAUUUAUAA